AUGUCGGAGAACUUUUUAAGGAGUCUUCCAGCUCUUCUCUGCCUGUGUUGCUGUCUGCUGUGCUCAGCUGGAGAAGAGGUUGUCAGACUGCAGGAGCUGGAGGGAAACACUGUGACCAUCCAUACUGGAUUAACUGGAGUUCAGAGUGAUGCUCACAUACUGUGGUUCUAUGGACCUGAGAAUGCAGAUAUAAAGAUAGUGAACAGUGAGAGCUUUGAAGGAAAGAUUAUUACAAACUAUUACAGUCAGAGAUUCAGAGACAGACUGCAGCUGAACAGAACCAGUGGAUCUUUAACCAUCAGGAACAUCAGCAGAGAAGAUUCUGGAGUUUAUAAGCUACAAAUUAACACUGAAAAGAGGUCUAAGUGGAGUUACAAGAUGGAUGUGUAUGCUCCAGCUCCAACACCAACCAUAGGUCUGAAAGAAAACCACACAAUGUUUCCAAUAGAGCGAUGUGUCCCUGUGUGCUCUGUGGAAAAUGGGAAGGAUGUGAAUCUGUCCUGGUAUAGAGAAAAAGAGAGAAUCUCCACCACCAAUAGCUCAGAUUCCAGUGGUUAUAUCGUUCUUCCACUGGAUCUAAGCAGCCCAAACAACUCUACUUACACCUGUGUGGCUGCUAAUCCAGUUAGCACUCAGACAGCCCAGCCCAACUUAACAGGACACUGUUAUAACAACACAGAUUCAAAAUCUACGGAGCCGACUGCUGCCCUAACACCUGGUGAACUGACUGCUGUUGCUGUUGCUGUUGCACUUACAGCAGGCAUGUGUGAGACUCUUAAACUAGAGCAUGUGGGCGGUCACGCUUCAGGGGAAGUGGCCAAUCAGAGUUUGAGUGGGCGGAGAAUCUUUGCGCGGCUUCUUCCAGCGUCUGACUCCUAUAAAGCGGAUACAAGCGACCGAGCUGACAGUAAAGCUCGCGAUGAUUCCGACCGAGCGCUGGAUCCUCGGCGCUCUCUGUCUGGCCUGCCAUUUGAGCUGCUUCCACGGAGGGAUCGAGCAGAGAAAGCAGCCGAUAUAAACCGCCUGCACGACCCAGCCGCGCUCCGGGAAGAUGUCGAACCUUUUCAGGAGUCUUCCAGCUCUUCUCUGCCUGUGUUGCUAUUCUUAGACAGUGAAGCGAACUUAGAAUCGAUGAAGGAUGAAGACGUUAAGCAUGGCAGGCCCACUCCAGGUGGGGGAAAGGACCUGCCCCAGGUGGGGGAGUAUAAGUAUCUCGGGAUGAUUCUGUUCACGUUCAAAGUUGAAUUCACCUGGAAUUUUUUAUACAUGAGCACCAGACCAACAUUUUCUCUUUCCAUUGUUUCAGGUCUGCUGUGCUCAGCUGGAGAAGAGGUUGUCAGACUGCAGGAGCUGGAGGGAAACACUGUGACCAUCCAUACUGGAUUAACUGGAGUUCAGAGUGAUGCUCACAUACUGUGGCUCUAUGGACCUGAGAAUGCAGAUAUAAAGAUAGUGAACAGUGACAGCUUUGAAGGAAAGAUUAUUACAAACUAUGACAGUGAGAGAUUCAGAGACAGACUGCAGCUGAACAGAACCAGUGGAUCUUUAACCAUCAGGAACAUCAGCAGAGAAGAUUCUGGAGUUUAUAAGCUACAAAUUAACACUAAAAUUAGGUCUAAGUGGAGUUACAAGAUGGAUGUGUAUGCUCCAGCUCCAACACCAACCAUAGGUCUGAAAGAAAACCACACAAUGUUUCCAAUAGAGCGAUGUGUCCCUGUGUGCUCUGUGGAAAAUGGGAAGGAUGUGAAUCUGUCCUGGUAUAAAGAAAAAGAGCGAAUCUCCACCACCAAUAGCUCAGAUUCCAGUGGUUAUAUUGUUCUUCCACUGGAUCUAAGCAGCCCAAACAACUCUACUUACACCUGUGUGGCUGCUAAUCCAGUUAGCACUCAGACAGCCCAGCCCAACUUAACAGGACACUGUUAUAACAACACAGGCAGGUUAAACUCAUUAUGAUUUGUGUGCACUGUUUAUUUCUAAUUGAAUGACCAAUAGCCUGAACAC
Molecule: messenger RNA, 2001 nt
Organism: Pygocentrus nattereri (red-bellied piranha)
Lineage: Eukaryota; Metazoa; Chordata; Actinopteri; Characiformes; Serrasalmidae
Exons: 10
Coding region: 1-1953 (650 amino acids)
Source: RefSeq, a predicted model, not a curated record